This is a messenger RNA of Nicotiana tabacum (common tobacco), 1580 nucleotides long. Its product is annotated as nuclear transcription factor Y subunit A-10. Gene Ontology annotation, biological process: regulation of DNA-templated transcription. NCBI's taxonomy places the organism in Eukaryota, Viridiplantae, Streptophyta, Magnoliopsida, Solanales, Solanaceae. The record is from RefSeq and is a predicted model, not a curated record. Gene Ontology annotation, molecular function: DNA-binding transcription factor activity.
CGUACAAUUACAGACGCCUUAAUUCUCCUCCUCCUCCUCCUACUACGUAUUACAACUACUACUUCUGGGAACUUCCUUUAGAUUUUCAAGAAAAAAGGUGUGAAUUGCUUUUGAGGUUUGCAUUUAUGAGCAUCAUGCAUACUCUAUUUUCCAAAGGAAAUGAAGAGAUUGCUGAGAAUCCUGUUGCAACAUUGUCCACUACUGUUCCUUGUUGGAGUAAUGGCCUUGUCUCUCAAUCUGACCCUUUUGGCCAAUUGAAAUCUGCAUCUGUGGAACACUCUGAGUUGCCAAAGGGGAAUGCAACUGAGUUCACUAUUUUCUCUGUAUCUCCUUCAGGUGAUUGGAAAUCUUCCGGAUAUGGGCAAAACCAAUCAAACAUUCAGGCUGCUGCUACCUCAGCUAAUAUGGACUAUCGAUGUCACUUUGAGCUAGGGUUUGGUCAGUCCCUGAUUUCUGCAAAAUAUCCUUACGGAGGAGAGCAAUCCGUCGGGUUAUUUUCAGCUUAUGGUCCUCAACUUUCGGUACUGCUUCUUUCUCAUAGCACCAGUUUCCAAUCACUAGAGUUAUAUGAUGGUUUGGGCCGUGUUAUGCUGCCAUUGAAUUUGGCCUCUGAUGAAGGCCCGAUAUUCGUAAACGCCAAGCAGUAUCAUGGGAUACUGAGGCGUCGAAAGUCCCGGGCUAAGGAAAUGGAGAAGAAAGCUCUUAAACCACGCAAGCCAUACUUGCACCUCUCUCGCCAUCUCCAUGCAAUGCGCCGACCUAGGGGCUGUGGUGGUCGCUUCUUGAACACAAGGAAAAUGAAUGGAAUUAUGAAGGGUGGAAAAACCAACGAUACAGUUAAGACUGGUGACGUUCACAGUUUUUACUCCACUGGAUCCCAGAAUUCUGAAGUGCUGCAGUCUGAUAGUAGCAAUUUAAGCUCACCUAAAGAAACAACUGGCAGCAGGUUCUGCCAUUCGUCAGAGGUCACUAACAUGUACUCUAGGGGAAAUCUUGAUCCUUUUCUGUUUCAGGACCUGAGACCUUCGGUCCAGGCAAUACCUGACAUGAUGAAUACUGGACAUGGUAUUCUCAUGGCCGGUAAGUGGGUUUCAGCAGCAGAUAGCUGCUGCAACCUCAAAGUUUGAUAGCCUUGGCUGAGAACGGGGUUAGGUGUCACUAGUUGUGCCUGACCUCGUCCUUGCUGCAACCUAAUGCAAAUGCGUUGGAAUUUGAUCUUACCAGCAUUUGGUUGCUUGAAGGCAGUCAUCCUUGGCUAUCAAUGGGGCAGUUCAUCCUUGGCUAGCGUUAAGGCUGCCUCUUAUCAUUCUAUUGCUAUCGAGCAACAUGGAUGGUAAGAGGCGCUCCUUAAUGCACUUUAAUUUUCAGCACUUGUAGGAUAAAUAAACAUAUUCUGGAUAAGAUGAUGAAGACCCUGUCAAUCGGGGCUGUGAUGUUGGCAUGUUGCAGUGUGUUUGGAUUACAGUUGUGAUGUUUGUUUGUGAAAAUACAGUGAUGUAUGAUUGAGCUUGAUCCAGAUAAUGUGCAAAUUGGUGUGUUUUCAGACUGGGACAAGUUAAAUGUUUAUACUAUAUUUUAUA